Oncorhynchus keta (chum salmon) is the source of this 930-nucleotide messenger RNA. Its product is annotated as LITAF domain-containing protein-like. The transcript is spliced from 4 exons. Bases 27 to 404 code for a protein of 125 amino acids. Gene Ontology annotation, molecular function: zinc ion binding. Lineage: Eukaryota; Metazoa; Chordata; Actinopteri; Salmoniformes; Salmonidae. The record is from RefSeq and is a predicted model, not a curated record.
GUAUUAUAGGGGGGAGAGAAGACAGUAUGGAGAAGAGCCAGUAUGGACCCCCGCAGGACGUGUCGGCUACCCCCUACACCGGCUUCCCAGCGGGCUACCAGGGAAGUGGGGGGGGAACAGCCUACCCCCCUCAGCCUGGCUUCCAGGGAGUAACCCAGGUGGUGAUACAGCAGCCGCUGCUAAGAGACGUACCCGGCCAGAUGAUGUGUCCCCACUGUCAGGUCCCGGUUCUGACAGAGACCACACACACCACUGGACUGCUCACCUGGCUCAUCUUUGGAGUCCUCUGCUGCUUCCUGUGCUGGCCAUGCUCUUGGAUUCCAUUCUGUGUUGACUCCUGUAAGGAUGUAGAACACCGCUGCCCCAACUGCAAGAGAGUGAUCCACAUCCACAAACGCGAAUAGACCAAGAUGAGACGCAUGCCACAAAGUGAUCCACAUACACAAACACAUGUGACUAGACCAAGAUGAGAAACCUGCCACAAAUUGAUCCACAACUAGCCCCGGCCCACAGACACUGCUGCCACAAAGUGAUCUAUACUUUUAUGAAUCCAUUCCAAUACACCACAAGUCUACACCACUACACAACUGGUCUACAACUCUACACCACUAGGUCAAGAACACUUUUAGUACCAGAGUAAUGGUGACUCAUAUUUCCAACCAUAACACACACGCUUGUGAACAAUAGUCUGACUGUGGCUGAAAUGACUACUGGAAGACCAGCUUAACAUUGACUAGUGUCCGUGUGUAAAAAGCUAAGGCCACUUCUAGCAGACUCUUUACACUGAUUGUAAUAUGUUUUCUUUCAUUCUGUGAAUCUUCAUGUUAGACAGAAAGUAGGAUUCUAUUUGUAUUGACGUUGGUAUUGAUUGGUUGUUGGGUUUUUUAAAGGGACAGUCCACAGUUGAAACAAUAAAAAAGCUGAACCCUG